Lactuca virosa is the source of this 1213-nucleotide messenger RNA. The record is from the annotation of a GenBank genome assembly. NCBI's taxonomy places the organism in Eukaryota, Viridiplantae, Streptophyta, Magnoliopsida, Asterales, Asteraceae.
GGCUUAUAUAUACCCCACCCCCAAAACUCUUCUCCUCCUCUCUUUCCUCUUCAUUUUCUUGCUCAAUCAAAAAUGGCAGCCAACAAUGGAGUCGCUAAGGAGGGAGGAUUGAUCGUCAGCUUCGGCGAGAUGCUGAUCGACUUUGUACCGACUGUUUCCGGCGUAUCGCUGGCGGAGGCGCCGGGAUUUUUGAAGGCACCAGGUGGUGCUCCGGCAAACGUCGCGAUCGCGGUGUCAAGGCUCGGCGGAAAGUCAGCUUUCGUCGGUAAGUUAGGAGAUGACGAGUUCGGACACAUGCUCGCCGGGAUCUUGAAGGAGAACGGCGUCUCCGGUGAAGGAAUCAACUUCGAUAAAGGAGCACGUACUGCUCUCGCAUUUGUUACACUGAAAGCCGACGGCGAUCGCGAGUUCAUGUUCUACCGAAACCCUAGCGCCGAUAUGUUAUUGACUCCUGAUGAACUCAACCUUGAGCUCAUUAGAUCUGCGAAGGUAUUUCACUAUGGGUCAAUAAGUUUGAUAGUGGAGCCAUGCAGAUCAGCACAUCUGAAAGCAAUGGAGGUGGCGAAAGAUGCAGGGGCACUUUUGUCAUAUGACCCAAAUCUCCGGCUGCCACUGUGGCCAUCGCCGGAGGAGGCGCGUGAGCAAAUCAUGAGCAUUUGGGAUAAGGCUGAAGUCAUUAAAGUCAGUGAUAAUGAACUUGAAUUUCUCACUGGAAAUAACAAAAUUGAUGAUGAAUGUGCCAUGUCUUUAUGGCACCCUAAUUUGAAGCUUUUAUUGGUCACUCUUGGUGACAAAGGUUGCAAUUACUACACCAAGCAUUUUCAUGGAACAGUUGGUGCGUUCGCAGUUAAAGCCGUUGACACAACGGGUGCGGGUGACUCCUUUGUUGGCGCACUUUUGACUAAGCUUGUUGAUGAUCAUUCCGUGUUAGAGGAUGAAGGAAAGUUGAGAGAGUUGUUGAGAUUUUCGUGUGCUUGCGGAGCUAUCACCACCACCAAAAAGGGGGCGAUUCCGGCCCUUCCUUCUGUAUCGGAAGUUCAUACCUUUUUGGAUGCUUGUUAGCAUUAGGGGAAACUUUGUUUGUCUAUUGUUUCUUGUUCUUCUUUCUUGAUCGAAUAAUAAUGGUUUUGUGUUAUCAUCCAUUGGUGUUUAAAGAAAACAAAAGAUGAAAUUGAGUAGCAAAAACCAGGGAUUUUGUGAUUGAAUUGACGAG